UUAACAAAUACUAGCAUAAAUGUUUUUUGUUGUUGUUUGUUUAGUUUUUUUUGUCACUAAUACAGUGAAUCUCGACAUGAGACUAAGGUUUAAAAACUAUCUUGACAGACACUCAUUAAUGAAUUUAUGAAAAUCGUUUGCAGUCAUUGAAUUUCCCGCUGCGAUGCGCGUGUGAGGCGGGAGGCUGUUUGCUGGAGUAACUAACCGGAGAGUCGAAGUCGAUGCUAAUCAUGCAAGUUACAGAUAUUGGGUCCAGAGAAGAUGGGAAAAUAUGGCACAGAAAAUCAGUAUCAUCAAAAUAUGGCGUCUUGGCCACUGUGACACGAAACGCGUCUGCUCGUCAAACCAAGACGGUUCGAUUCCUGCAAGUGGCUUUUGACACCACAGGAGAGUCGUUUCUUGCUGGUGAUCAUCAUGGCAAUAUUUAUGUGUUUGACAUUAGCAGAAACAGAUUUAAGCUGGUCCAGAAAACAGGCCAAGCAUGCACUGCUUUAGCGUUCAACUUGAGAAGAACCACAGAGUUCCUGGUUGCUCUGGCUGAUUAUUCCAUUAAGUGCUUUGACAAAGACACCAGACAGCCAGUGAGCUGGAUGCGGGGUCACGAAGGUGCCAUUUCUUCCCUGUCCAUCCACAGUUCAGGCAGCUACGCCAUCAGCACUUCCUCAGACACUGCUCAGCUCUGGAACCUUGACACCUUUCAGAGAAAGAGGAAGCUUAAUGUUCGUCAAUCAGUUGGCAUACAAAAGGUGUUCUUUCUCCCACACAGCAACACCAUUCUCAGCUGCUUUAGUGACGACUCCAUUUUUGCUUGGGAGAGCGACACUCUUUUUUGCAAGUAUCAGCUGCCUGUUCCACAGGAUGGGCCCAGAAUAUACUACAGGGCAUUUGCUGUUACGCAAGAUGGGAAAACACUUGCUGCGGCUGGACGCUCCAACUUAGUCCAUUUGUGGUGUCUGGACAGUCGACAGCUCUUGAGAGUAAUACAAAUGCCUCCAAAAGUCAAGACAGUAAGAUUUGUGGAUUUCCUGCCAGAUAGUUUUGAUGGCGGAUCCAACCAGAUUCUGGGUGUUUUAAGCCAAGAUGACGUCUUGCGCUUUAUCAACAUACAGUCAUGCAAGCAGUUCUUUGAAAUAGGGUCCCAUGAGGACGCCAUCACAUUGGCAGCCAUUUGUCCUAAAGGCCACCAUAUUGUUGCUGUGAUGGACAGUGGUGCUCUCAGAAUAUAUGAUGUACGAAGCCUUACCCCAGAAAUCAGUAAGCCUCCCCAGCCUUUGUUGAAACAGGUCACUAAAGGCAAAAGCAGUGAGGGAUCGUGUUUGAAAAUGAAGGUUUAUGCUGGGGCAGGUCAGCAUGUGAAAACAUCAGGACGCAGAAUCCAAUCCAAAGUUUUACCAUCUGCUGUUUCCACACUGGAUGACAAAGAGAAUGAUUUGCCUAAUGGCCUUAACAAGAAAAGACUACAAGUGCUACUAAGAGCAUUUGGAGAAUACCCAGCCAAAUACAGGAUGUUUAUUUGGCGUUCUCUAUUGCAUCUACCUGAGAACCAUGCAGCUUUCAGCAGUCUGACUGACAAAGGCCUGCACUCAGCGUACGUGUGCCUUCAGGAGCACUACCCCAUCAAAAGCCACAAACUACAGAGAGGCCUACAGAGAGUGCUGUCUGCUCUUGCUCAUUGGGCUGCUGUCUUUGGCGAGACUGAUUAUCUUCCUCUGCUGGCUUUCCCAUUUGUCAAGCUGUUCCAGAACAAUCCACUGAUCUGCUUUGAAGUAGUGGCCACUGUCAUUGUGAACUGGUGCCAGCACUGGUUUGAGUACUUUCCCAACCCUCCGCUUAAUGUGCUGAGUCUGGCUGAGAAUGUGCUGGCCCAUCAUGAUAAAGAGCUGCUUCAGCAUUUUGUUGCCUGUGGUGUUACCUCACAGAUGUAUGCAUGGCCUCUUCUUGAGACCCUGUUCUCUGAGGUUCUGAUGACAGAAGAGUGGCUGAAACUGUUUGACAAUGUUUUCUCAAACCACCCCUCAUUUCUUCUAAUGGCUGUGGUGGCAUAUGUCACCUGCUGCAGAGCACCGCUACUGCUUUGUACUGACAAGAAGGACUUUGAGUACUUUUUCCAUCAUCAGAAUAGCUUGGACAUCAGUGCUAUGCUGAAGGAAACCUAUCGGUUGAUGGACAGCACCCCUGCGGACAUCCAACCCAGCUCUGUGCUGAGUGACUUUGAACCUCUGACACAGGGGCAGUACCCCAUUUUCAACAAAUACCCCACCUUCAUAGUGGAGUACCAGUCCCAAGAACGUGAGAGGAUCCGGCAACAAGAAGUGGAAUAUCUAAGGGAAAGACAAGAGGUUCAGGAGCUGCACGCUGAAGCAGUCAGACAGCAGGCUGAGUUUGAGGCCUGGUACAAACAGCAGGAGUUGCUACUGCAAGGAGAAGAGCAACGCAGAAGGAUCCUACAGGAAGAGGAGAGUAAACUUGCACAACAGCGAGCCAGAUUAGCUGCUAUGAAGCGCGAGCUGAAGGUGAAGGAGCUCAGUCUGGUUGAUUCUUCUAGAAGACGUUUUCUUAAGCACCAGCAAGAUCAGCGCAGAAUACAGCUCAAGAGACUUGAUGACGAAAUCCAGAGAAAGAUGGCGCUGCGAGAUCAGGAGACGGUGGCUACCGUUCAAGAUAUAGAAGUAAGACAGAUGGAACUGGAUGCCCAGAGACAACUGUUUGAACAGCAACUGGCCAAAGAGCAAGAGAGAGUGAGUCAAACGGUGAGAGCAGAAGUGGAUACGAGGAGAUGCAGGGCUGAGAUCAUAGAUUCUACAUUUCAAAACCUCAUUCAGACAGAUGCAGAUAUCAGCCAGAAAAACAAGAAGAUGCUGGAAGAGUCUCUGGCAGAGGUGGGACAGAUGGAAGUGGAUGCUGAUUGGCAAGCCGAGGUGAACAAGCGACUGGAAAAAGCAGAGGAGAGGCAGGAGAAGCAAAGAGAGCGACUUGUGAACUUCAGCAAACAAACACAUGCUAAAGAGGAAAAAGUAGUCCAGCUAAUGCUGGAAGUAGAGGGAAAGCAGUGGGAUGAUGUAGUAGCUAAACAAGCUAAACUGGAGGAGGAAAGACGGGUGGCCACCACUGUUAACGCCCAGCAGAGGUCACUUAUCUCUCAGGAAACAGAAGAGACUGAGAAACAUCAUGGCAAGCUGCGAAAGAGUCUAGAGGGUUCAUUAAAUCAGCAGAUGGAAAAGAGACUCCGAUCUCCCUGCUCGUCUAGAGGCCUGCUGCACAAGACCCAGAGUGAGACCACCAACAUUUCCUUGAUCAGUCAGUCAGACGAUUCUAUUGGCUUUUCUUUAGAUCGUGGCCGAGGGGAGCUUGACUCUAAGGAAAGGGGGUUGAUGCAGGAAAUCAGAGAACUGAGGAUGAAAUUAGCUGCCAGAGCGACUGACUUCAUCUCACCCUCAACCAGCUCUGUACACUCCCACUGACCACACAGUCACCACCAAUACUCCACCAGUGUGUGUGGAACCAGGCACACGUUAAAGAGGAUCUGAAAGAAAAUGUUUUUAGAUCAUAUGAGAUGCCUGCUCAGUUUAUAUUUGCUUUACAAUGACGCUAAUCCCGAUUGGACAGAUUUGUUCAUUGAUUUCAGAUUAAUUCUGAUGA
Messenger RNA from Sinocyclocheilus rhinocerous, 3639 nucleotides. Its product is annotated as TBC1 domain family member 31-like. The record is from RefSeq and is a predicted model, not a curated record. Gene Ontology annotation, molecular function: protein binding. Gene Ontology annotation, cellular component: ciliary basal body. The transcript has 22 exons. Gene Ontology annotation, biological process: cilium assembly. The coding region runs from base 222 to 3461 and encodes 1079 amino acids. NCBI's taxonomy places the organism in Eukaryota, Metazoa, Chordata, Actinopteri, Cypriniformes, Cyprinidae.